AUGCAACCAAAUUCAACUUCAACCGGUAUGCAAUUGCAAGGUUCUACAACCUCCACAUCCAUGGGUCACGAACCGGGAGAACUGGUUGGUAUGGACACGCGUCUCCCCGCGUGCCAGAGAAACACAGAUUUGCUCACUCUUCUGCAAUCGUUAUCCAACACAUCUUUGCUUCUUGGUCCAGCCAUGGCUCAGUUUGUUCCGCGGUUAUUGGAACCCCUGCUUGCUGGAUCGGAUACAGCUGCUUACGGUGCUGCGCAAAGAGACAGCAUUUUGAAAACUGGGUCAACAACGGGUUCAAUGGUCCAGUUAUUUCAAACUUUGGCCCAGUCGUUCAAUUCUACUCAGGCAUCUGUGAGCACACCUGGUAGCUUUGAUUAUGGUCAAAGAACAGAUGGAAAACCGGAGCCCGUUAAUUUGUAUGCUUAUCCGUCGCACUGCACAACCACAACGACAACCACGAUGUCAACACCGGCGGGAACGGAACAAACCAAUGUUUCACCAAAACCGGAGCCCCAUCGAUUCCAUACACCUUCGGCGCCGUUUGGCGAUAACCGGUUUCGUGCACAGACUUCCCCCAAUGGGAGUGCAACACUAGCGGGGGACUAUGAGCAAUCAGAAAAAGCCGCAAUUGGUUGUGUUAAUCCCGAAUCCGUCAACGGUUUGUGUCCAGGGCAUUCCAAUGCACAAGCCCUAAAACCUGGUGCAAUGAAUUCGUUUCAACCAAAACCGGCUACAAAUUGGUCCAAGUUGGGAGUACCACAACCAGCCACACCAACCCGGUUCACCGCCCCGGUACACGUGGAUGUGGGUGGAACUCUUUACACAUCAUCUUUGGAAACAUUGACCAAGUAA
This is a messenger RNA of Echinostoma caproni, 852 nucleotides long. The record is from the annotation of a GenBank genome assembly. Lineage: Eukaryota; Metazoa; Platyhelminthes; Trematoda; Plagiorchiida; Echinostomatidae.